Molecule: messenger RNA, 3628 nt
Organism: Paramuricea clavata
Lineage: Eukaryota; Metazoa; Cnidaria; Anthozoa; Malacalcyonacea; Plexauridae
Source: the annotation of a GenBank genome assembly
AUGAACAUAAGAGACUCGAAUGGGAGAUUAGAUAUGAGUGCCGUGAGAAAGGACAAUGAUGUGUUAUCACAAAGGCAGGAAUACCCCUCGGUUGUUGAAAGAAGUUCAAUGGAAUAUACCGCUGAAUGGGUCAAUAAUGUUGGUCUACCCCAAAGGGCACAGUCUAGUUGCCCAUUGAGAAGUAUGGAAACAUUUCAACAAAGAAGAGUGGUUUUGUCAGCUCCAGCCAUGAGCGUUAGAUCGAAGACAAGUAAGACAGCACGGGCAAGAAGUUUAAUCGAGGCGGAACUUAAGCAAAUGAAAGAACGACAGAAGUUGGAUAAAGAAACUCGAGAACUAGAGCAAGAAAUAAAAAGGGAAGAGCUUGAAAGACAGCGUAAAUGGGCAGAAUUAAGGGAAAGACGACAGUUACAAGAGAUGGAAGCCAAGUUGGCGAAGGCUCGGUUAGAAGAAGAUAUGGGAGUUGACAGUGAUAAUUCAGAUAUAGGAUUUGAUCAAGGUGAGCCAGUACAAGAACAGUUGGCCAAUGAUCUUAGCCAGCCAAACGUGUUUCAGCCUACUAUCAAUAACGAAAAUGUACCAAGCUACCCUCACUUACAUCCUGAAGGACAUGUUAAUCCUGACUUAACAUCUAGCCAACUAGAUCCUCCAGUCGCUCCUCGUUCCCAGCUACAACGAGCUGUACUGCAGAAUAAUGUGUUUCAACCACGACCCGUGUUUGGAGAACGACAGGUCCCGCCCAUUUAUCAGGGUCGACACGAGCGAGUAGUUAAUGAUCAAGCACCGUUAGAUAGCAGAGCAGUCACAAGGCAACCACAACAGCAGCAUUCUCAAAAUGGACCCCAACCAGCUGAUACAAUGCAAAAUGUAUCCCCCUUGUUUGUGGAACAGCAGAACCAUAUUGUACAAGGAAAUAAUUGUGUUCCGAGCCAUCCCGAGCCAACAGAUGCUCCUCAAGUUUUCGGACAGCAGCAGGAUAUGUUUAGGAUGAUGGCGACUACUAUUGGUUCUUCAAUAAGUAAGGGUCUGGAAAUGCUAAGGAGAGAAUACAUGACAUUUGAUGGAAACUCACUGAAAUAUCCUAGCUUUAUACAAAACUUCAAAACGAAUGUAGAAGAUAUCGAGCGUGAUCCCAAUGCAAGGAGAAGUUUUCUGAUUCAGCUCUGUACAGGAGAAGCUAAAGAUGCCGUUAGUGGAACUGUUAUGUUACCUCCUGAAGAAGGAUAUAAUAAAGCAAAAUCGAUUUUGCGAGAGAUGUUCGGGCAGACUCACAUCGUUGCGGCGUCGCAUAUUGACCGAGUGACCAAAGGUGGAACAAUUAAAGAAUUCGAAAGUGAGAAACUUUUACAAUUAGCAAGGGAUAUGGAGAAUUGUGAAAUGAAUUUAUGCAAGCUUGGGUAUCAGGCAGAUAUCAAUUCCAGAGGCAAUAUGAGUACAGUCGUGUUACGAUUACCCAGGUACCUUCGCUCUGAAUGGGCGAAAGAAGCACAAAAUUGACGAGACCAAGGUAAGGAGCCAGAUUUCUCACAGUUGACCAAGUUUGUCGUGAAGAGAGCAAAUUGGCGAAUACGGAAUAUGGCCGCUUGAUUAACACGAAACCCGAAAUCGAACGUGAAAGAAACAAGAACCCUCGGUUUGGUGGACAGUCUCGCAGAGUGUCAUCGUUUGCAUCGACCAGAUCCAUUAAACAACAAGAUUCUGCGCAUACCAGGUAUUCACCCGGAGUGAGAUCGUCUGCAAAACUGAAAUGCUACUUUUGUGAUAAGGAAGGCCACACUGUCGAAAGAUGUUUCAAGUUCCAAGGGAAAUCAUAUGACGAACGGAAAGCCUUUGUUUCCAAGCAAGGACUGUGUAAUCUUUGCCUUUCUAAAGGACAUCUCGCCAAGAGAUGUAAGAAAAACCAUGGAUGCUUCAUUCCUGGAUGUGGAAAACAAUACCAUCCUAUGCUUCAUCCCGUUGAACUUAAUCGAGACAACAAAGUCCAAGCUCCGGUCAAGACAGAUAACGAGGAAAUCCAAGGACAGACAACCAGUUCUUCGCCCGUCCAGUUCCAGAAUGCUCAGACAGGACACUGUGGAGCAACCGUAACUAUAAAGAAACAAGUUUGCUUGAGAAUCGUUCCUGUUGAAGUGUUUGGAAGAGACAAUCGUAUCGAAAAGGUCACAUAUGCAAUAAGAGAUGAAGGAUCGAAUACAACGCUAGUAAAGGAGAGCCUAGCUAACGAGUUAAAAUUAAAGGGGCAGCCGAUAGAUUUUCAGUUGACUACUAUGAACAGAGUCUCCCAAGAAUCUGGCAGAUCUCAUUUCUUCUAUGUGCAAGGCAUGGGACAGAAAGAUUGUUUAGAAAUUCCAAAUGCACUUUCAGUCAAAGAUUUGUCGGUCGCUGCAAGCUGUAUCCCGAAUGAACAAGAUAUAGCCAAGUGGAAACAUUUUGAUGGAAUCUCUGUGCCAGAACUGGAAAGUUCGAAAGUCACAAUUCUAAUUGGUGCUGACAUCCCUGAAGCACACUGGAAACUAGAAGAAAGACGUGGUCAAAAGAAAGAGCCAUACGCGGUUCGAACCCCUUUGGGAUGGUCUGUAGCAAGUCCUUUAGGAACUGACUCUGACAAGAAUGUUAGUUCUUUCUUCAUCCGCCAGGAAGACGAGUUCCUCAACGAGACUGUGGAAAAGAUGUUUCAAAUGGAUUUCAGUGAGUCCACAUAUUCCCCAGAUUUAAGCAUGUCACUAGAAGAUCAGAAAGUACUAACCAUGAUGGAGAAUUCCUUUAAGAUUGUUGACGGUCGCUACCAGUUGGAUCUUCCAUUUCGCACGAAACCAGAUCUUCCCAACAAUAGAAGCCUUGCUGAAAGGAGACUACAUUCUCUGAAAAUGCGACUGAAGAAAGAUCCAGAUCUCCAUGCCAAGUACAAGAUUGGUAUUGACGAAUACGUUGACAAAGGGUAUGCUGUUAAGAUCGACCCAAGCCAAUUGCGUGAUGCUGAGACCAACAAGAGAGGCGUAUGGUAUCUACCCCACCAUCCAGUUUUGCAUCCUCGGAAGCCAACGAAACCAAGAAUUGUGUUCGACUGCGCCGCGAAGUAUGACGAGAUCUCCUUGAACAACCAACCGCUCCAAGGACCGCAUUUUCUUCGAGGUAAAGCAGAAGCGCGGCCAACCCAUCCAACAGAAAUAAGCACAUUUCCUGACGAAGCUCUCGAAUGGAGGAAGGACGUCAAAGUUACGAGAUACAAGCACAACAAGUUAAACCGUUCGAUGUUUUCAUACAGCAUUAUUCAUCGUGGUAUCGUCUCCAGAAGGGAGUCGCAUGGCUCAUUCGAUUCAUUCGCUAUUUAAAAACUGUUCAUCAAGCACGAAAUCACCACAGUCUCGAGGUCCGAAACCCAAGAACGUCCAGUCCUGACGAGUCUACAGGGGCCAGAGCGAACUCGUUAUCAAUCGUAGAGCUGCGAAAUGCGAAGACGGUCAUUAUUCGUGAUGUGCAACGUGAAUCCCUUCCCGAAGAAAUAGCAUGUCUCAAACGUAGAUCGAGCAAUGAUCCUCCCUCCAAGGCUAUUGUGAAAAAAAUCGAGCAAGUUAGCUGCCUUAUCACCUUUGAUGGGAGACGACGGUUCACUGAGAGUUGGCGGUAG